Messenger RNA from Aspergillus ochraceoroseus IBT 24754, 416 nucleotides. RefSeq lists its product as uncharacterized. NCBI's taxonomy places the organism in Eukaryota, Fungi, Ascomycota, Eurotiomycetes, Eurotiales, Aspergillaceae. Gene Ontology annotation, biological process: defense response to fungus. The record is from RefSeq and is a predicted model, not a curated record. The transcript is spliced from 4 exons. Bases 30 to 416 code for a protein of 128 amino acids.
CACAAGAUCAGCAACCUAAGUUACUCAACAUGCAGAUCAAUUUACUCGCAUCGGUUGGGCUUUUCCUCUUUGCUGCACUUGGAGCCAUAGCCAGCCCUAUUCAGGCCGAUUCUCCCGGAUCAUUUGAGCUAGGUGCAAGAGACGGUGAUAACAGUCUCCUUAGCUAUCCUGGGAAAUGUACCAAAGACAAGAAUGAAUGUAGAUAUGAAACGCAAAGUGGCCUGUUUGCGUUGGUCAAAUGCCCUGAGUUUGCUAAUAGAAGGUGUACCCGCGACGAGCAAGACUGCGAAUGGGAUAGGUAUUUGCCUAUCUCCACGCUGAUUGCGAGCGAGGUAUGGGGAAAAUGGGUUGGAGUUAUACAUUCAGUAUUUGCUUCAAUCAAUUAUCUGCGAUUUAUCCAAAAACUGCUCAUCUAG